Limanda limanda (common dab) is the source of this 4890-nucleotide messenger RNA. RefSeq names its product primary amine oxidase, liver isozyme-like. Gene Ontology annotation, molecular function: quinone binding; primary methylamine oxidase activity; copper ion binding. The record is from RefSeq and is a predicted model, not a curated record. Gene Ontology annotation, cellular component: plasma membrane. Lineage: Eukaryota; Metazoa; Chordata; Actinopteri; Pleuronectiformes; Pleuronectidae. Gene Ontology annotation, biological process: amine metabolic process. The coding region runs from base 98 to 2362 and encodes 754 amino acids. The transcript is spliced from 5 exons.
UCUGUAAACCCUUCGGACUGCUCGCCGUUACCAAGAACACACACUUCUCUGCGCGCGCUCUGUCUCCCUGCGCCCUUGCGUAAACUUAGGGUGGAAAAUGAACUCUUUGGUGAAAUGUGCGCUCGUCUUCUUUGUGCUCGUCUCCAUCGUCCUUAACAUCGUUCUGAUUGGCAUUCCCUUCAGCAGGGCACCCAAAUGUGCCGCUCAGCGCGUCCACCCGCUGCUGGGCAAGCACGACGACCACAGCCUUGUGUUCGCGGACCUCACCAAGGAGGAGUACACGCAGGUCCAGCAGUACAUGCUGCGUCAGAAAGACUUGGACAUAUCUACCAACCAACUCACCAAACCAUCUGGAAAUUAUUUGUUCUUAAUAGACCUCUCUUUGCCAAAGAAAGCUGACGCGCUGGAUUACUUAAACGGCAAACGUCCCAAGCCAGUGAAGGAGGCGACGGUGGUCGUGUUCCACGGGGCCCAGGGCUACAUCAAGGAGUACCUUGUGUGGCCUCUUCCUAACCCGACCGACCACAGAGAUGUCACCACAGACAGGUUUAAAGAGGGGCUGCCCAUCAAUGCGCGCACGGUCACUCUCGGUGAAUACGCUUUGCUUUUCGGGUUUUUGGAGGUGGAAGUUUUUUCCCACCUGAAGAAGCUCCUGAAAGAGAGUUUCAACAGUGACGGCAAGACGCUGAACGCGUUUGAGCAGAUGCCCCGUGGAGUCCGGUCCGGGGACAGACAGACCUGGAUCGCCUUCCACAGGGAUGUGAGCAGCAUGUACAUCCAGCCGGUGGGCUUCGAGGUGCUGGUCGACCACAAGAGCGUCAACGCAUCUGACUGGGAGGUAAAGCGGCUGCUUUAUAACGGUGCGUACUUUGACACUGUGGCAGAUCUUCAAAAGAAAUAUGACAGUGGAUCCGUCAAGAAGAUAGUAUACAAGAAGAUCCCUGAUUAUGGCUCUCUGAAACCCAGGACCAAGCCUCUGCAAGUGGCCCCGCAGCAGUUCUACAUGGAGGGGAAGCGCUUCAGUGUGAACCACAACCAGGUCCUGUACCUGGACUGGAGCUUCGCCUUCGGGUUGAGUUCUCUCACGGGCAUGAGGGUGUUUGAUGUCCGAUUCAAGGGUGAGAGGAUUGCCUACGAGUUGAGCGUACAAGAGGCCAUGUCGGUGUACGGCUCCGUGACACCAGGGAUGAUGCUCACCAAGUUUUUUGAUUCAAGCAUCGGUAUAGGGCGCUUCGCACACGAACUGGUCCGUGGCGUGGAUUGUCCCUACGCCGCCACCUACGUUGACACAUAUCGCUACAUCGAUGUCCCAGUCCCCGUCAGAUUCAGGAAUUCGAUCUGCAUCUUUGAGCACAACAUGGGUCAGCCCCUGCGGAGGCACUUCGCGGACUUUUUCCACAACAGUUAUGGAGGGAUGGUGAACAGCGCCUUGGUGUUCAGAACCAUCACAGCUAUAGGAAACUACGACUACAUGUGGGAUUUCAUCUUCUACCAGACCGGAGCAGUGGAGGCCAAGGUGCACGCCACUGGCUACAUCUCCUCCUCUUACCUGGUGAACGGCAGUAUGACACACGGGCACCAGGUGGCGGAAAAUGUCCUGGGCAACAUCCACACCCACUUCAUCAACUUCAAAGUGGACUUGGAUAUUUUGGGAGUACAGAAUGUAUUCCAGACCAAAGACAUGAAGUUUGUUAACGUGUCUCUGCCAUGGAUGCCUGAUCACUAUGCUAUGAUCCCUCAGCUGGUGGAGAAUCAACUCAAAACAGAGCAGGAGGCAGCCCUGCGUUACAACACCAAGACUCCUCGCUACCUCCAUAUCGCCAGUGACAAGUUGAACCGCUGGGGUCACAAGCGUUCCUACAGGCUGCAGGUGUACAGCUUUGCAGGUGACCACCUUCCAGAGAGCCAGGCUGAGGAGAAGGCCAUGUCCUGGGCCAGGUAUAAGGUUGCCAUUACAAAGCAUAAGGACUCUGAGCAGACCAGCAGCAGUCUGUACAAUCAAAACAACGUCUGGUCUCCAGCUGUUGACUUCAGCAAGUACAUUGCAGACAACGAAAGCAUUGAAAAUGAGGACCUGGUUGCCUGGGUGACCGCCGGUUUCCUCCAUAUACCACAUUCAGAGGACAUCCCCAAUACGGUAACUGUGGGUAAUGGGGGUGGGGUCCUGCUGCGGCCCCACAACUACUUUGAUGAGGAUCCAUCCAUAAACUCUCCUGAUGGAGUGUACUUUGUCCCCGGCAGCGAGACUAGCUGUGGGACCAACAGGAUGGCCUGCCUUGCUAAAGAGCCUUGCAGCCCCGUGCUAGAGCCCUUCACUUACCAUGGAUUUGAAGGAGUCAUGAAAUUUGAGGACUGGAAAUAGCUUCCCAGACUUCGGGAUUUCAGAGAUUGGCUGAUUUAGUAAUCUAUGCAUAAAGACGUAUGUGCCAGUUUGAACAUGUUUAUAGAGGCAAAUUGGAAGGGUUCAUUAUCAGUGCUGCACUGUAGACAAGUAAUUGAGUAAAGGAAUGUUUUUGUUAUUUUUGAGAAUAUGUUAAUGAGCUUUUUCUGGGUGUGAGAAUAUUGAUACCACACUCAUACCUGCCUGUCAGACCUACAAUCGGGAUGUGGUUGACCUAGCUUAGCAUGAAGACGGGAAGUAGGAGGAAACAGCAGGCCUGGCUCUGUCCAAACUUAAUAAAUAUGCCCAUAAAAGGAUGGGGAUAAACAUAAAACUUUAGAAAAUUGAAUAAACCAGAAAUAUUUUUUUGUACUUUAAUAACCAACCAACAAUGCACUGCACUACCAGUGUUUUGUUUUCCCAUUAUUAAUGUUCACUUCUACUGAACAACACUUUAAUUUCAAACAUUACAUUUUAUUUAAUUUAGCUGACGCUUUUAUACAAAGCGACUUACAAUAAGUGCAUUCAACCAUUAGGGUACAAUAAUCAAGAAAGUACAACAUUCUUCAAGAAAGCCAAACUACAAAGUGCAAAAUGUUAGUGCCAUAUAAGUGCUACUGUUUUUGUUAUUUUUAAAUGUUUUAUUCAAGGUAUAGUUAGAAGAGAUUUGUUUUUAGUCUGCGGCGGAAGACGUGUAGACUUUCUGCUGUCCUGGUGUCAUUGGGGAGCGCGUUUCACCAUUUAGGAGCGAGGAAAGCAAACAGUCAUGAUUUUUUGAGUGUCGAGCUGUCCCUCACAGUUAGGGAGCAACAAACCGAGCUACAAGCAGAUGCAGAACGAAGUGUACGGGCUGGGGUGUAAGUUUUGACGAUAUCCUGGAUGUAAACCGGACCCGAUCCGUUCUCAGCACGGUACGCAAGUAUAAGUGUUUUGAAACAGAUGCGGGCAUCCACUGAUAGCCAUUGAAGGGAGCGGAGGAGCAAAGUAGUGUGAGUGAAUUUAGGUUGGUUAAAGACCAGUCGAGCUGUUGCAUCCUGGAUAAGGCGAAAAGGUUGGAUGUUACUAGCAGGUAGACCUGCCAGGAGGGAGUUGCAAUAAUAAUACAUAAGAAGUAUCAUGUUUCCAAACUUUCCUUUGCAUUUUAAUGCUUUAAGUGUGACAUUCAUUAUGGCUGGCUUGCUUAAGUAAUGGUUAAAGUAUAGCAUUUUUCAGACCUGGACUGUGCUCUGGACAAUAUCCAGACGUGAUCCAAAGAGACUGUAUGUGAGAAUGCAAUGAGAAGGCUCCAGAUAUUCUCCAGUUCUCUAGCAAUUGGUGAUAAGCUGGUGUCAUAAAAAUCUCCUGUUGUAUUUUUCAUAUGUGAAGGGAAAACCACACAGUCUGCACAUUGUUUAUAGUCCGUGUAUAAAAAUGCUGUAUGUUUGUUUAUAUCUGACCAUUGCUCAGUGAGCUUUAGAUGUGCUGUCGGUGUAUUUGAAGUUUGAACAGAAGCAGACUCCCCUGCCUCCUUUCUUUAUUCUGAGCUAGGCUAACCAGGUUCUGACUCCAGCACUGUACUCAAAUACCUGAGGUCUAUAUAGAUCUUUUCCUCUUACUGUUGCAACUUAAAUAAGUGCCUUUCAAUAACAUGGGUAGGUGAUUGAUAAAUUCAUGGCCCAAAGUCCGAGAAGAGUUAGGGUUAUGACACUGCUGGCAAACCAAAAGUAGGAUUUAAAGUUUACAACUGAAAGAAAGAAAAAUCUUGUUUAAGCAUUGUCUGAGAAAGUUGACAGCUUGUGAAGUUGUGGGCUACUGAAUUCAAACAGAGAGGCUGGAAGACAACCCUGAUCCUGGAGGGCUGGUAACGGCAGUAUGCCUGAUAGCCUGCACAUCAAUCAGGGUACACUCCCUGUAGGUUUUCAUGUAAGAAGUAAGGUGGAGGCAGCUGAGAAAAAAAUAUAUGUAUACAAAAAAACCUCUCCUCACCCUGCCAGACGUGCUGGUGAACCUACAGUGGCCUUCAGGUUACAUGAAACCUUGAAAGGCCCUGUACAGCCAGUGUUUGAAUUGUCCGCUCCGGGUUACUGUAGCAACAUGGAGAACUCUGUGGAAGAGGACUUGCUUUCGAUGUAGUUGUAAAGGGCUCAUUUUAAAGUAAACACAAUGAUUCUUAGUUUGAGGUUAUAUCCACUACAGAAAACAUAAUUAUGCAUAACAUAUUACAUUUUCUGCAACUGCAUCCUCCAUAAACCUACACACUGGACCAUUCAUUGAUUGUUAUUUUUCAAAUAGAUGUAGUCCUACAGCCCAUAGCUUCUGCUGUUAGUGUUACACACUUGAAUUGACAGACAUUUGUAGUGGUAAACUACAGUGUAUACAUUCUAAACUGACACUGUGCACUUAAAUGGCUCCAGGCUGGGACUACUGAACAACUGACUGAUGUUUUAUUCACUUGGUCUGUUUUUCUACUGUUUUCUGGGUUAUUGUAGUGUUGUUGUAUAUUCUCUAAAUAAAGGACUAUUUGUACUUUU